Molecule: messenger RNA, 2739 nt
Organism: Camelina sativa (false flax)
Lineage: Eukaryota; Viridiplantae; Streptophyta; Magnoliopsida; Brassicales; Brassicaceae
Source: RefSeq, a predicted model, not a curated record
UAUAUAGUUUUUGUAUUUAAUUUUGCAGGGGUUCCUCCUCUAGUGUCUCGGCGUGUUCUUGAGACAUUGACAUACUUGGCUCGAAAUCAUAUGUACGUAGCAAAAAUUCUGCUUCAGUCCAGGCUUUCACUGCCUUCCUUGCAAGGUUCGGCACCCUCAGACAAAGCACAUGGAAAAGCUGUUGUAGUAAGUGAUGAUUAUAUGGGCAGAAAGGAGCACGAACCCGAAUCUAUAGCUUUUGCGUUGCUUCUCAGUCUCCUGAACCAGCCUCUUUAUUUGAGAAGUGUGGCUCAUCUCGAACAGCUGUUAAACUUACUGGAGGUCAUCAUUGACAAUGCUGAAAGAAAGUCUGAUACAGCAGACAGAUCAGAUGGGUCUGCCAGUCAGCAACAAUCAACACCUCAAGGUUUAGAAGUUGAAAACAAUUCAGAAAAUCAUGAUAUUAUAUCUGGUUCUACUGAUACAAUAACGAAGCCAAUAGAUUCAUCUGCAAGUUCCUCCACCAGAGCAGAGAGUGAAUGUGAUGUUCAGAGUGUGUUGCUGAAUCUUCCCAAAGCCGAGCUGUGUCUGCUUUGUUCCUUACUUGCACGUGACGGUUUGUCAGAUAACGCAUACACCCUUGUGGCGGAGGUGCUGAAAAAACUUGUGGCAAUUGCUCCGAGCCAUUGUCAUUUGUUUAUAACUGAGCUUGCAAAUGCAAUACAAAACCUGACGAGAACAGCGAUGAGUGAACUUCACAUGUUCGGUGAAGCAGUUAAAGCGCUGCUAAGUACCACUUCGUCCGAUGGAUCUGCAAUUUUGAGGGUUUUGCAGGCAUUAAGCUCCCUCAUUGGUUCGUUAAUCACAAAAGGGAAAAACCAGCCACAGAAUUCAGAAGAGCAUCUCGCUGUGCUUUCUCAGCUGUCGAACAUCAAUUCAGCUUUGGAACCUCUGUGGCUGGAGUUAAGCAAUUGCAUAUGCAAAAUUGAGGUGCAUUCUGAGUCUUCGACUAUUACUAUAUCUCCGUCGUUGAGCUCAACAACAAGGGUAGCUGGAGUAAGCCAGUCACUUCCUGCUGGUGCCCAGAACAUCUUGCCUUAUAUAGAGUCAUUUUUUGUUACUUCUGAGAAGUUGCAUCCAUCACAGUCAGGUUCAGGUCAUGAUUUUGGGGUCCCCAUGGCUUCUGAAGUUGAGGAACAGCCGAAGGGUCCAGGACCUAGCUCCAAGGUGGAUGAGAAGUAUGCGUCUUUUAUCAGGUUUUCUGAAAGGCACAGGAAGCUUCUUAAUGCUUUUAUCAGACAAAAUCCUGCUCUGCUUGAGAAGUCCUUUUCACUCAUGCUGAAGGUCCCACGUUUUAUUGAAUUUGAUAACAAACGUGCAUACUUCAGAUCAAAGAUAAAGCACCAGCAUGAUCAUCACCAUAGCCCUUUGAGAAUCUCUGUGAGAAGAGCAUACAUUCUUGAAGAUUCAUACAACCAAUUGCGCAUGAGGACAACUCAAGAACUGAAAGGUAGAUUGACUGUUCAUUUCCAAGGAGAAGAAGGUAUUGAUGCGGGUGGGCUUACCAGGGAAUGGUAUCAGUUGUUGUCAAGGGUUAUUUUUGACAAAGGAGCUCUUUUGUUCACAACCGUUGGCAAUGACUCAACCUUCCAACCAAAUCCAAACUCUGUUUACCAGACAGAACACCUCUCCUACUUCAAAUUUGUUGGUCGUGUUGUUGGAAAAGCUCUAUUUGAUGGGCAACUCCUUGAUGUCCAUUUCACUCGUUCCUUUUACAAGCAUAUCUUGGGAGUUAAGGUUACAUACCACGAUAUUGAAGCCAUAGAUCCCGAUUACUAUAAAAACCUGAAAUGGAUGCUGGAGCAUGAUAUUAGCGAUGUCUUAGAUCUCACUUUUAGCAUUGACGCUGACGAGGAGAAGCUGAUACUAUAUGAAAAAACGGAGGUUACUGACCAUGAAUUAAUCCCUGGAGGUCGGAACAUUAAAGUUACUGAGGAGAAUAAGCAUCAAUAUGUUGACUUAGUUGCCGAGCAUCGAUUAACCACCGCCAUCCGUCCUCAGAUAAAUGCAUUCCUAGAAGGGUUUAGUGAACUUAUCCUAAGAGAUCUAAUAUCCAUUUUCAAUGACAAGGAAUUGGAGUUAUUAAUUAGUGGUCUUCCUGAUAUCGACUUGGAUGACCUGAGGGUGAAUACAGAAUAUUCUGGGUACAGUCCUGGAUCCCCCGUUAUUCAGUGGUUCUGGGAGGUUGUUCAGGGAUUGAGCAAAGAAGACAAAGCCCGUCUACUGCAGUUUGUAACUGGAACCUCCAAGGUUCCUCUGGAAGGAUUUAGUGCCCUACAAGGAAUCUCAGGCGCACAGAAGUUUCAAAUCCACAAGGCAUAUGGAAGUGCAAAUCACUUGCCGUCUGCGCAUACCUGUUUCAAUCAGUUAGAUCUACCAGAGUACCCGUCUAAGGAACAUCUGCAGGAGAGGCUACUGCUUGCGAUCCAUGAAGCUAGCGAAGGAUUCGGCUUUGGUUAAAAAAAAAGAGUUCCCCAAGAUUUUUCGACUUACUUUUUUCUUCCUUUAUUUUUGUUUUUAUUUUACAUAUAUCUUUUGGUAAUGACUUUGUGAAUGAGUAGUAGUAUUUCUACAAUACAGUGCUCUUUUAUAUUAUGGGCAAAGAAUGAUUCUCCAACCCCUUCAUUGUUGUGACUCUCUCUCACUAUCUCAUGUAAAGUUUACUCAAACGAGGUCGUAUCGUUUAGAAAGAGUAUUCUU